AUGGCAAGGGCUGAGAGCCGUGAGGCGACGGCGGGAGCUGAGGCCUGCGAGGCAAUGGUGGGAGCUGAGGGCCGCGAGGCGACGGCGGGAGCUGCUCGUGGGGAGCCGCCGCCACCCCCAGCUCACACCAGCACCGGCCGCAUCCUCAGCAUGACCCGCAUGUCGGCCGGGCCUGCCCGCCCACGCUUGCUCACUCAGGGACGUGCCUCAUUAACGGCUGAGAAAGAACAUUUUGCCCAGGAACAUGCUGAAAUGAAAAAUCUAGAAGAUAUUGUUAGAGAUAUAAAGCCAUCCGUACUAAUAGGAGUUGCUGCAGUUGGUGGUGCUUUUACCAAACAAAUUCUUGAGGAUAUGGCUGCUUUCAACGAACGCCCCAUUAUUUUUGCUCUCAGCAAUCCUACGAGCAAGGCGGAGUGCACUGCCGAGCAGUGCUACAAGUAUACGGAGGGACGUGGCGUUUUUGCCAGUGGAAGUCCUUUCGAUCCCGUCACUCUUCCAAGUGGACGAACUCUCUAUCCUGGACAGGGCAACAAUUCCUACGUGUUCCCAGGAGUUGCCCUUGGCGUCGUUGCGUGUGGACUGAGACAUAUCGACGAGGAGGUGUUCCUCACAACUGCUGAGGUAAUCGCUCGGCAGGUUUCAGAGGAGAACUUAAGGGAGGGCCGCCUGUACCCGCCCUUAGUCACCAUUCGGGAGGUGUCGCUGAGAAUCGCUGUGAAGAUCGCAGAAGAAGCCUAUAGGAAGGGCACUGCCUCCUUGUACCCCCAGCCCAGGGACCUGACGGCCUUCAUCCGCUCCCAGGUUUACUGCACCGACUACAACAGCUUCACGGCCGACUCCUACACCUGGCCCGAAGAAGCCAUGUGCAAACUGUAA
This is a messenger RNA of Tinamus guttatus (white-throated tinamou), 876 nucleotides long. The record is from RefSeq and is a predicted model, not a curated record. Lineage: Eukaryota; Metazoa; Chordata; Aves; Tinamiformes; Tinamidae.